AUGCUCAUAGCAUGCGAUCGCUGGUCAGCAGACCCCAAGGCGGCAGCAGCCAAUGGGGGCUUCUACAUGGCUCGCAGCAACGACCGCGUUUUGCAAUUCUUUGACUACUGGCUCGAUGCACACACCCGCUUCCCCGGCAUUCACGACCAGGAUGCAUUCACGCGAGUGCGCCCCGAGGCAGACCCAUACACUCGUGACACGCUCCACCCAUACACCCGCGACACCCUCCGUCUCUCCGUCCACUACCUGCCGACGGACCGCUUUGGCAGUUUCUGCCAGAUUGGGCGGCUGCUGAGGCGGCUGGUCACUGUUCAUGCCAACUGCUGUCUCGGCCUGGAGGGAAAGAUGCGAGUGCUGCAGCAGGUGGGUUGA
Messenger RNA from Closterium sp. NIES-65, 372 nucleotides. NCBI's taxonomy places the organism in Eukaryota, Viridiplantae, Streptophyta, Zygnematophyceae, Desmidiales, Closteriaceae. The record is from the annotation of a GenBank genome assembly.